This is a messenger RNA of Trifolium pratense (red clover), 707 nucleotides long. RefSeq names its product cytochrome c. The record is from RefSeq and is a predicted model, not a curated record. Gene Ontology annotation, cellular component: mitochondrial intermembrane space. Bases 91 to 432 code for a protein of 113 amino acids. Gene Ontology annotation, biological process: mitochondrial electron transport, cytochrome c to oxygen; mitochondrial electron transport, ubiquinol to cytochrome c. Gene Ontology annotation, molecular function: heme binding; electron transfer activity. The transcript has 3 exons. NCBI's taxonomy places the organism in Eukaryota, Viridiplantae, Streptophyta, Magnoliopsida, Fabales, Fabaceae.
UCCAUAAGUCCACAUUCACAGCAUAUUCCCAAACUCAUUUGUCAAUUCAAUUCUUUCGCAACACGCUGCUUACUUCUCCAACUUUCUCAAAUGGCGUCUUUCGAUGAGGCACCUCCCGGAAACCCUACCGCCGGUGACAAGAUCUUCAGGACUAAGUGCGCUCAGUGCCACACCGUCGACAAAGGCGCCGGCCACAAACAAGGACCCAAUCUGAAUGGUUUGUUUGGAAGGCAAUCUGGGACAACUCCUGGAUAUUCUUAUUCUGCCGCUAACAAGAACAAGGCUGUGGAAUGGGAGGAAAAGACCUUGUAUGAUUACUUGCUUAACCCCAAGAAGUACAUCCCAGGGACAAAGAUGGUAUUUCCAGGUCUCAAGAAGCCCCAGGAACGUGCUGAUCUUAUUGCAUAUCUGAAAGAGGCCACUUCAAAAUAAUAGAAUUUUCAUACAUUUUUAUGCAGUAUAUGCCGUUAGAACCUGGAUUUUAAUUUUCAGACAUUUGAUUCUGUGGUGCAAAUAAGCACUUUAUCUUGGCAAAUAAAGCAGACUUGAAUAGUUUGCAGUGCUAUUUUGUUUCUUUUGCAUUGCAUUGCUUCUUGAGGGUUGCGUAUAUUGAUUGGAUUAAUAUUGAAACACAUUGGCUUUUGAGUGUUGAAACAUUCUUAUCAAAUUUUUCUUAAAUGGUCAUAUCUUAGUUUUUAUUUGUUUCA